Molecule: messenger RNA, 225 nt
Organism: Linum trigynum
Lineage: Eukaryota; Viridiplantae; Streptophyta; Magnoliopsida; Malpighiales; Linaceae
Source: the annotation of a GenBank genome assembly
AUGACCCAUAGCCAGUCGGGAGAUCUACUACCAUUAGACCAGGAGCUUGAACGAACCUGUAGGAACUUCAAGCGGGCUCUAAAGGCGCGACUGCCUGCGGAGGAGGUGCUAGCACAGCUGCAAAUCGCCAACGAAGAAGAGAUGGGUGAUCCACAGGACCAUGAUGUGGUCCUUUUGAGGAGUAGACCAUGGGAUACUACUAGACCGGCAGGGCCGCGGACAUGA